Mus pahari (shrew mouse) is the source of this 2294-nucleotide messenger RNA. It is a transcript of the gene Gnpda1, whose product is annotated as glucosamine-6-phosphate deaminase 1. NCBI's taxonomy places the organism in Eukaryota, Metazoa, Chordata, Mammalia, Rodentia, Muridae. The record is from RefSeq and is a predicted model, not a curated record. The coding region runs from base 95 to 964 and encodes 289 amino acids. Gene Ontology annotation, molecular function: identical protein binding; glucosamine-6-phosphate deaminase activity. Gene Ontology annotation, biological process: D-glucosamine catabolic process; carbohydrate metabolic process; N-acetylglucosamine catabolic process. Gene Ontology annotation, cellular component: cytoplasm. The transcript is spliced from 7 exons.
GCGCGCACCCCGUGACCGGUGGCCACGUGACGCUCGCGGGCCGGGCCGCUAGUGCUGUAGCCGCUGCAGCCGCGGGAAGCCUGCGAGUCUAGCGAUGAAGCUCAUUAUCCUGGAACACUAUUCCCAGGCCAGUGAGUGGGCGGCCAAGUAUAUUAGGAAUCGCAUCAUCCAGUUUAACCCAGGGCCUGACAAGUUCUUCACCCUGGGGCUCCCCACUGGAAGCACCCCGCUUGGCUGCUACCAGAAGCUGAUUGAGUACUAUAAGAAUGGGGAUCUGUCCUUUCAGUAUGUGAAAACCUUCAACAUGGAUGAGUACGUGGGUCUUCCUCGAGAACACCCAGAGAGUUACCACUCCUUCAUGUGGAAUAAUUUCUUCAAACACAUUGACAUCCACCCUGAAAACACCCACAUUUUGGAUGGGAAUGCGGCUGACCUGCAGGCCGAGUGCGACGCCUUUGAGGAGAAGAUCCAGGCUGCGGGAGGGAUUGAACUCUUUGUCGGAGGCAUUGGCCCCGAUGGACACAUUGCCUUCAAUGAGCCAGGCUCCAGCCUGGUGUCCAGGACCCGUGUGAAGACUCUGGCUAUGGACACCAUUCUGGCCAACGCUAGGUUCUUUGAUGGUGAUCUUGCCAAGGUGCCCACCAUGGCCCUGACAGUGGGCGUCGGCACUGUCAUGGAUGCUAAAGAGGUGAUGAUCCUCAUCACAGGCGCUCACAAGGCCUUCGCUCUGUACAAAGCCAUCGAGGAGGGCGUGAACCACAUGUGGACGGUGUCCGCCUUUCAGCAGCACCCCCGCACCGUGUUUGUGUGUGAUGAGGACGCCACCUUGGAACUAAAAGUGAAGACAGUCAAGUAUUUCAAAGGUUUAAUGCUUGUUCAUAACAAGUUGGUGGACCCCCUGUACAGUAUCAAGGAGAAGGAAAUUCAGAAAAGCCAAUCUGCUAAGAAGCCAUACAGUGACUAGCUUGUGCCAGGACGUGGUAUUCAGUACCUCAGAGGGACAGGCAGGUCUUUCCGGAAAGUGUCUGUAGGAGAGAGAGUAGAAUUACUUUUCAGUCCACUGUGGCUGCUGCAGAUCCAUGGCUUGGUACAUACAGGUUAAGGAGUUUGGCUAUGGAGAACAUUGUUUAUUAUAAAUUUUCCCCUUCUUUUUUCAGUACUGGGGGCUGAACCUGGGGCCUUGUACAUGCCAAGGAGGUGCUUUGCUAACUGAACUAUGUCCCCAACUUUCUGCCCCUUUUCAUAAUGGUUUUGUAACAAUCCGAAGUCUCCAUCACUGACUGUAAUUAUAUCCUCUGCCCCUGUGCACAUGGGCAGCACACGCCAUCGAGGACUCCUGUCUGUGUGUGUGCUUUUUCUAGAGUUGGCAGGGAUCGGGGCAUGUGCACUUUGGACAUAUCCUUUCUGGAGACUUGAGAGCCCCUCUUCUGCCAGCCUUCCCACUGAGAAUUUUCAUUUUAAAGAAUACACUUCCAGAACUUGAAUUAUGCACAAGGAAGCAGCCCUUCCUGCCAGAACCAAGUACCUGGGGGAGAAGCCUGUCCCUUGUCCCAUUGUCUGGAUUGUCUUUCCUGUUGUCAGUAGCUAGCUUUUCUGUAAACAGGCUUUCGGGGUAGGAUUGGGCAUGUGGGGCUGAGAUGGCCUUCACAGAUAAACUCAAAGCUUCCAAAGGGCAGCCUUGUCUUGUUCUCUCUCAAGAUUCCAACAGGAGAAAGGUGGGAAGCCCUCCUGUCCGAGCUCUGUUUUCCUCAACAGAUUCCUAUACACUCCCUAGUAAGGAGAUCCGCUCGGUUCACAAACACGGUUAUGAUUUCAGUGUUUUUACCCAAGGUGGGGAGCUGGCAUCUGCACAUGUGCUGUGCUCUCCGGCCUCCUCAGAGCUGAGUGCCAAGAUUAUACAUGCUGCUGCUCUCUCCUCGCUUAACCCACCCUGGCAUUCCCACCUCUCGGGUACGCACGGUAUCCUCUGUCCCCAGCAUCGGAACUAAACCCUUCAUCCACCCGUCCUUCAGGCUCCCUUCCCAAGCUGCUCUGCUUGGCCUCUCUCUAUCUUCUGCCUCUGUGGAGUGGUCGCUGCCUCCUUUUCUGUCCUUGUGCCUGUCUGAAGCUAGAGCUGCCUAUUUCCAGGAGAGGUCUUUCAGCUCCUGGCCCAGGCCCCUCCAGAAGUACUGUGUUUGGUACCAGCAUUUAUUUGUAGUUUUUAUAUGUGAUUGUGCUAUUGUUCUGUGUUAAGCUAAUGAAUCAAUGGACUUGUUUACAAUGUGAUAUUUUCUAUUAAAUUUAAUAUUUUCAAA